AUGCUCCAUGGUGCCAAUCGUCUCGCAGAUGCUGUGGCUGUGACACUCGGCCCCAAGGGCCGCAAUGUCGUCAUCGAGCAAAGCUUUGGGGCUCCAAAGGUGACGAAGGAUGGAGUAACUGUUGCCAAAGCCAUCGAAUUCAAGAACAAGCUCGUGAACGUGGGGGCUUCGCUCAUCAAGCAGGUUGCUUCCAAGACAAAUGACCUUGCUGGUGAUGGCACCACAACGUCGACAGUGCUGGCCCGUGCAAUCUUCCGAGAAGGAACUAAAGCGGUCGUUGCAGGCAUGAACCCAAUGGACGUGAAAAGAGGAAUUGAUGCUUCUGUGAAGAUUGUGCUGGAGGACUUAGAAAAGCGCGCGACGGAGAUCUCCUCGCCCAAGGAGAUAGCGCAGGUAGCCACAAUUUCUGCGAACGGAGAUGAGAUUAUCGGCAAGAUGGUCGCCGAUGCUUUUGAGAAAGUUGGCAAGGAUGGCACCAUCACUGUGUCGGAGGGCAAAACGCUGGAUCAUGAGCUGGAGGUUGUGGAAGGCAUGAAGUUCGACCGCGGCUACAUUUCCCCGUACUUUGUGACAGAUACAAAGGCGCAAAAAUGUGCCCUAGCAGACCCACUUGUUCUCAUCUACGACAAGAAGAUCUCGUCAGUUCAGAGCAUCCUCCCCGUUUUGGAGCACACCAUGAAGGCACAAAAACCUCUACUCAUCAUUGCGGAGGACGUUGAACAGGAGGCCUUGGCAACCUUGGUGGUGAAUAAGCUGCGUGGAGGAUUGCAGGUAUGCGCUGUCAAGGCACCCGGCUUCGGUGACCAUCGGAAGGCCAUGUUGCAGGACCUGUCUGUGCUCACAGGGGCAGAGCUUAUCAGUGAGGACACCGGCCGCAAGCUGGACGAGACCUUCGAUGCGACUGUGCUCGGCACCGCCAAAUCCAUCACAGUCACGAAGGAUGACACCAUCAUUCUUGAUGGUGCUGGCGAACAGGCCGAUAUCCAGUCUCGCUGCGAGCAGAUCCAGGCGGCCAUCGAGGUUACUUCUUCAGAGUAUGAGAAGGACAAGCUUAAGGAGCGCCUCGCCAAGUUGUCCGGUGGUGUGGCUGUCAUCAAGGUUGGCGGCGCAUCUGAAGUGGAGGUGUCGGAAGUGAAGGACAGAUUGAACGACGCGCUGAAUGCCACAAAAGCAGCCGUGGAGGAGGGCAUCGUGCCGGGUGGAGGGACUGCCCUCCUGUAUGCCUCGAAGAAGCUGGAGUCCCUGGAGCUCGGGGGCUUCGACCGCAACGUGGGCCGUGACAUCGUGCGCCAGGCCUUGCAGGUUCCUCUCAUGUCCAUCGUGCAAAAUGCAGGCAAGGAAGGAGCCGUGGUGGUGGAGUACUUGCUAAAGCAGAGCGAUGAAAAGCUUGGGUACAAUGCGCAGACCGGACAGUACGUCGACAUGAUUGCCAACGGCAUCAUAGACCCAACGAAGGUGGUGAGAUGCGCUCUUGCUGACGCUGCAUCGGUGGCCUCGCUGAUGACAACUACAGAGUGCCUCGUGACAGAGAUCCCCGAAGAGAAGCCAGCAGGUGGUGGUGGCCCAGGCGGCAUGGGUGGAAUGGGUGGAAUGGGUGGCAUGGGCAUGGAUGAUGGCUGGGACUGA
Molecule: messenger RNA, 1626 nt
Organism: Symbiodinium natans
Lineage: Eukaryota; Dinophyceae; Suessiales; Symbiodiniaceae
Source: the annotation of a GenBank genome assembly